UCAAAUAUUUAUUAUUCAUAAUCAUUAAUUGUCAUAUAUAUAUAUUAACCAUAUUAGGCAAUUCCAUAGUUUUUAUUUAAAGAAAGUGCGAAAAUAUUUUUUUGUAUACUAUUUAUCAAUUUAAUAGUUAGUUUAAUAAAAAUUAUAGUAUAAGUUAAGAUGGAUCAACCUAUUUUUCUAAUAAAUCUGAAUUUCAUUCUCAUGAUGACACGUGACUACAAAACAAUAUACGUUUCUCAAUUAAUAUAUAAGAGAUACAUGACCUAACCUAAUUUUAUGUUACAACAAUAAAGGCAAAUCGUGAUAUACAAUUUUAUGUAGCAAAAAAUAUAUAACAAUAUAUAUUUCUAGAAGUAUUAAUACUAAAACCCGAUUAAUCCGGGUGAAAUCAUGACUGAAAUGUUUAACGGCUUCAUCAUUUUCCCUGUUUUCAAAAUAUUGCCAUAAAUGUUUAAAAGUCUACCCGUUGAAACCAGAGAAAAUACAGUAUAUGGAAAAGUGAAGUAAAUGAGAAUUAGGGUUAAUUAAUAUGGAGAUGGAAAACUUGGUGAACAAGUCACUUCAUCUGUAUUGAAUUAUUAAUGUGAACAAUGAACAUCACCAAUUUAUCAAUUACGGUAAAUUUAUUCAUGUCUCUAAUUCUCAACCAGCCCUUGGAGCUAUGCCUGAGGGCACCAGUGUUGGUAAGAUGCUCUCCUCUUCACUCUAAUAGCCUCUCAUCUGCAUCCUUGCCGCAAACGCAAACCCUUCCUAAAUUCAUCUACUGCGCUGAUCCUUGUAGACCACAACUCGCAAGAAUCAUGGUUAGGAGGGAUGGUGACAUGAUUCCUUUUGAUUUGGAUUCGCCUUAUGAUUUUAUGGAGGCACCGGAAUUGAUAGGAUCAACCAAUGGAUGGAUAACGUCUUUGGUGGACGGCAGGGUGUGUCUCUACACACACCGGGGGAAGCGUCCUGAUCAUGAAAGAAUUUGGUUACCUGCUCUUGAAAGUCUGCCUCUUUGCCAAGCCCAAGUGGUCACCAACGUGGCGAUGUCCUCAUCUUCUCCAGAGGAAGAGUACCGUGUUGUGGCUGUCAAGUUCUUGGGACCUCAACUCAGCAUAUCUCAACUCAUAAGUCGUAGACAUGCUCAAGUCGAAGUGGAGGGAAUCCACAUCAGAAUCUCAAACCCUUGUUUCUUCUCCUCCCCUGUCAUGUACUCUGAGAAAGAGGACAUGUUUCGCAUUGUCGGAUCUGGAGGCCACCUUGUUGGAUCAUGGGAUCUCCGCAAACACAAGGACACACCAAAGAUUCAGAGACUUCAAUUUCAAAACCUUCCGGAGAUGAGCAAGGCCAAACGGGAGCUUCUGUACUCGUGCAACACCAGCGAACACUUGGUGGAGUCAAGAACCACCGGUGAAACUUUCAUGGUCAAAUGGUACAAAAGGACGUCCAAGACCAUAGAGAGAAUGGAAACAAAAGCUUUAAUGGUCUUCAAGAUAGACGAGGAAGGUAACGCUGUUUACACUCAAGAUAUUGGUGAUCUCUGCAUUUUCCUCACAAUGACUGAAUCUUUCUGUUUCCCUGCUUGCUCUGUUCGCCACAUGCGUCCUAGUCGCGUCAAAAUCAUGGAUGUCGACGAAAUCACUAUUGUCGAUCUGGCUGCUCAAAAGUGGAACUGAUAAGAAUAGUAGUUUGGAGUAUAAAGAGUCUUUUUAGUUUUAUAUGUUUAAGCUCUAUUGAGUGUGUGUUUUUUUUUUGUGUUGUGACUUUAUAAUGGAAAGCUAUCUAUGCAUUGUGCUUUGGUGAUUUUAACAAAAUAUUAGCGUCUCUAGAAUAUUCCCAAGAGUCUCUCCAAGUAGUGAUGCGAGCACCACUGCUUUUGUGCAUACGAUGAGAGUCUGAUGUGUUUUGCUUAUCCCUUGCUGAGGUUGUUCUUUAGAUGUUACAAGGCAUGUGUUUCAUGUUGUUGUUAGGAAUCUUUGAAAGCAAGAAAAAAAAGGAAAGGCUUGAGUGGGAGGAUAAGCACCAUUUGUAUAUUUCUGAAGCAGAACUGCAAAGUAUCAUCUCAUUCUGUGUUUUGUGCAAAACAGUUAAACAUUUAAAGAAGCCUACAGCAGACAUUUUCAGCUAUGUGAAACGAUAAAGUUGUACUUUUAUUAUUGUAAAAAAUUCAAAUGGUAGGACUAGUAGCAGAGGAGUUCACAAGUGUUCCAGAUAUGCCGUUUUAGCUAGUGCAAAAAUGUUUUAGCUGGUGAUGAUGAUUGUGAUUCGGUGAGUGAUGAAGAAGCAAGAAUAGUUAAGGUAUCGAAGGAGAAAGGUCGAAGCACAAGAAUCAUAAUCCACUUUGUGUCAUACCUUGCUGUUUGUUUAAAUUAGAGUGGAGAUUCACUAGCACAAGGUCAAACAAUCGUCGUUAGCUCCCACCGGUGCAGGGACCCAUAUUCUAAUGGGUUUUUUUUUUAAAAAAAAACAAAAAUUCUAAGAGGCCUAAUUGUGCUAUUGAUCUUGUCUUGUACUCUUCUGUUCAUAUCUAACUUUCUUGAUGCUGUAAAUCGGAAAAGAAAACAAAAUUGAGCUAAGCUAUUUUUCAGGAAACACAUUCGUAUUAGGAACAUAAUCAUUACCUACGGUAUUUGUCUUUCAUAGAUGAUGAAACUCAUAAUAUGUAAUCAUACCAUGGCACAUUAGAGCAUCUCCGAAAGAAACUUUAUAACUCCAAAUAUAGAGUGAAACUCCAAAUAUAGAGUUUCACUUUUCAAAACUUCAAAUUUGAAGUUUCAUCUUUUUAUUUACAUUUUGGUCCUUACAAUUAUAGAUCACUAGGGGUUAAUCCGCCCUACGGGCGGGUAAGUAAAUGAACGUGAAAUAUAUAAUUUUUUAAAAUUUUGAUGGGUUUUUAGAAUCGUAACAUUAAGUUUUACCAUUUUUUAAAUAUCAUAAGUAUAUCUCACAUUUUCUUAAAAAUCAUGGAAAACAUAAUUAUUUUGAAUAUUUUUCUAUUUUAAGUACGAUAGUAAACAGAAGAUUAUUGAUAAAACUGCAAGCAUUAGGUUAAAAAUGAAAAAUAUAUUAUGGACAGGUAGAGUUUUCUAUAAUUAAGAAUUUGGGAUAAUUGAAUGGUUAGAGCCUUAGAGGUUAGUUUAUUAUAAAUUUUGGUGUUAUAUAUUACUUUUUAUAUUGUAAAUUAAAUAUUAGAAAUGGUAAUUGUGUUGUAGUAUAUUUUAUUUAUUUAUUUAGCAAUUAGUCCACAUUAGAAAGUAGCACUAAUUCUGGAGAAAAGAGAUUAUGUGAUGGGAAAUGUGGUUUCACCUUUGAAUUUGAGCUAUUUUGUCUAAUAACAUGUAUUUGUAUUGUGGUUAUCAUGAAAUGUAAUUUGGCUUAUGUAUACAACAUAACCGUUUUCCAGACAAACCAAACAUAUAAUAUUUAUCAUCAAGAUUGGUCUUUUCUUUUUGACCAAAAAGAGAGUAAAUACGAAUGAUACAGACGAAGAAGUCCAUAAGUGUUUGGCUAGGUGUCAAUAUUAAGAUAAUGUUCUAUAUAUUUGUUGUCAAGUGGUAUAUGUGAGAGGCCAUCAAGUGAGGCUUUGAGCUUAUGUAGACACUUACUAUAAGUGUUGGUUUUGUCGAGAUGUAUUAUUUGUAACGGUUGGGGAGACUAAUUGGCCGUAUAUAUUAAAGAUCCUUGGUGCCAUCAAGUAAAUAUAAAUCACUAAACAUGUGCACAUGAAAUUUUAAGGACAAUGUCUUAGUCAAAACCUGAAAAGAGGGGAGGGAAAGGUUUAACCAAAAUUUUGAAAAUUCUAAUAAAAACUUGGAAGGAACGAAACAUAAGACAAUAAGCGGUGAAUAAAAAAAAAGCA
Messenger RNA from Brassica rapa (field mustard), 3841 nucleotides. RefSeq lists its product as uncharacterized. Lineage: Eukaryota; Viridiplantae; Streptophyta; Magnoliopsida; Brassicales; Brassicaceae. The record is from RefSeq and is a predicted model, not a curated record.